GGUCUUUGUUAGUGAAGGAUUAAAGGAGGAGUUUAAAGUGUCACCAAGUAGAGGAGCUCUGUUGUUCACAGGAGGCUAAAUCUGGGAUUUGGAAGUAAAAAGUUAAGAAUGCCAACAUUGUUCAGGAUUACUGCAAAGCAGUGAAGCAACAAUGACAGGAUGAACCUGCUUCAUGCAGAAAGAAAACCAUUCCUCACACCUAUAAAUGAAGAAGCAAAGCAUGAAGGAGACAAUUGGUUGGCAAAGGGUGAACGCCCUCCUCAAAAAAUCCAGAAGAUCACCAUGGACAAUUGCCUUCCUGCAGUUCCAUGCCACCAGGGACUGUUUCCAGAGCUAACCCCGAGACCUGUAGAUGAGUUGCCUCCUCCCCCGAAAAUAGAUAAAUACAAGCUGGCAAGAUUUUUAACCGACAAGGCCAUCAGGGACAAAAGAAUUUUCACAAUCUGUGGCCCUUACCCAGUAAUCCGCACUGCUUUAAGGAAGAGAGGAUGGGUGGAAAGAAAAUACACCCAUAAAUGUGACAUUCAUCAGGAUCAUAAAGAUGAAGGCAACGGAACAGAGCAUAACACUGUUGGCAAAGUUGACAGCAAAACUACAUUGCGGGAAGAGGAUAACCGUUUUGCAAAUCCAAGUGACAUCCAUGAUAUAAUGUCUAGGUUGGUGAAAAAUGAAGAAACCUCCUUUUAUUGGACUAUAAAAAAAGAUGCAGUGGACUACGCUAACCUACAUUUUGAUCAGAUGCUGAACCAUUAUGCAAGAACUAGCUCCUUUACAACCAAAAUUGGCCUUUGUUUGCACAUGAGACAUUUGCCAUGGUAUGCGUCAGCCAACCCAAAUUCUUUCUUCCCUCGAUGUUAUGGCAUUUGCAUGGAGGAUGAGAGAGAAGAUUUUAUUGAUGACUUCAGGAAAACAGCAGCAUUCAGCAUAAUCAAAUGGGUUGUCAAUUUCCGUUUUUCUGGGAACAAGUAUGACUGGACAUCUAUUGAAAGCACUGAAAAAGAAGAUGCAACUAAAACUCAAGAUCCCGAUGUAAAGAAAUUGAAGGUACUUCCUGGAGAAGUGGUAGAAAUGGCGUACAAAGUGUGUGAAACUUACCUUGGGCAAAUUGAGCAUAACGACAUUGACACAGACAUAGACACUGUGCCCGUGCUGUCCGAAAACGAAUGGAAUCAAUUGAUAGAACAUUACUACACUCUCAUUCAUGACGAUGCUGUGAUUUCUAAUGCAGACAGCUAUUUCUUACGAUGUCAGAAUAUUUUGCACAAAAUUAUGCUAGUCGAUCCACAGCACGAUAUGAAUGGCCUCCAUAACAUCUGGAUUAUUAAACCUGGAGCAAAAUCCCGUGGCAGAGAAAUCAUAUGCAAGAACCGACUGGAUGAAAUAUUAAAAUUAGUUGAGCCAACGGAUCAGUUUCAAUUGAAAGAUCAUAAAUGGGUCGUCCAAAAGUACAUUGAGGUGCCAUUACUGAUUUAUGAAACAAAGUUUGAUAUCAGACAAUGGUUUCUUGUGACAGACUGGAACCCUUUGACGUUAUGGAUCUACAAAGAAAGCUACCUGAGAUUUUCCACUCAACGUUUUUCAUUAGAUAAUCUGCAUAGCUCCAUUCAUCUUUGCAAUAAUUCCAUCCAGAAGAAUUAUAAGAAUGCUCCAGAUCGCAGUUCUCACUUGCCUUAUCACAAUAUGUGGACUUGCGGCAAAUUCCAAGACUACUUGCAAAAGAGAGGCCUUGGCCACAUCUGGCGAAAUGUGAUCUACCCAUCCAUGAAGAGAAUUUUAAUCUACACCAUGAAAAUGGCUCAGGAACACGUUGAACCACGGAAGAGCAGUUUUGAACUCUAUGGAGCAGAUUUCAUUCUUGGGAAUGACUAUAAACCAUGGCUGAUUGAAAUCAAUAGUAGUCCAACCAUGUAUCCUUCCACUCCAAUUACAGCAGAUCUAUGUACUAAGGUUCAAGAAGAUACAAUCAAGGUUGUUAUUGAUAGGAAGAUUGACCGAAACUGUGACAUUGGACAUUUUGAACUUCUAUGGAAACAGCCCAUGUUGGACAUGCCAUUUAGUCCUGCUGAUCUUUUUGUGGAGGGAGUCAAUGUGAAGCAACUGAAAAAGCAUAUGGUCCCCAUUAACAAUUUCAGUUUCCUUGAACCACUUCUGAAACCUACAAAACCUACAACUAAUCAAGAGAAUACAGGAAAUUUGGUGGCAUCUCUCAAUGACAAGCAAAAACUAAAAUGUGGAAAUAGCAUUUCUUCUGCCUUCCCAAAGGCCAUCAAGAAGCUGCAAGAGAAAAGCCUGAAAGUAAAAGGCAUCCACAAAAAGUCUAUCAAAAACAUAGACUUUCCUCGCAUAGUUGAUGGUCCUGAAGCAAUUGCUAUAUCAGAGAAGAAAAAGUCCAAAACAAUUAAAGUGUCAAGCAGCCACCAAAUUGGGAGUGAUUUUGUUGCUGCCUUUCCAAGGUCACAUGCACUAGAUUGGGCACUACUUCAGCCUUCCAAAGAUACAGGUUUGCAGAACAUGAACAAGAAGUCUCCGUGCCUAAUUUGUGGAGAUGGUUUCCAGCCAGAGAAAGCGUGUAAACUCUGCAGCUCUUUUUGCGCAACUAUAUUGCAAGGAGGUUCAUUCUUACCUAUGAGUUCAUGUUCUUCUCCUGAAAAGAUGGCAAAACCCAGGCUGAAUGUCCCAUAUUAUGGGUCUCCAAAAUACUUUUGACUCUAUUCAAAGUGCCUUGAGAAAGUGUUUUUUUUUUUUACAUCUGGCACCCUAAUGAUAAGACAGAAUUUGACCACCUUUCUUGUAUAUAUCUAUAUCUAUAUAUAAAACAAGUCUAAAAGUGCUAAAAGGCCCAAUGUAUUAUCAAUUAGCAGUAACCACUGUGGCAGAUCCUGUGAACAUAGUGAAAUUCUAGCUAUUCUAACUCCGACAUUUUAAUAUUACUGUACUAUUAACUAAGGUGUCACUUUUUAAACAGGAAGGGGCUUCCACUAUUAAAACUAGUGUCUUUAGAAGGAAAAAGAUUAUUCCUUGAUCUUUCAUCAGUCAAUCAGUCAGUCAGUGUUGCAGAAAUCACACAUUUGUUUGCAUUUUACUCCGCCGAAGGACACUGUGGAACAGCCUUCUUGUGCAGUUUCACUGUAUCCUCUGUAUCAAUACAUUUUGCAUCCAUGGAUUCCAUGGCUUGAAAAUACAGGUAGGCCCUGAGUUACAAACAUCCAACUUACAAAUGACUCAUGGUUAAGAACAGGGGUGAGACAACAGGAAGUGAGAUAAAUAUAUCCAUAGGAAGGGGAGUUCACUCCUGGAAGAGUUUUCUUGGGAAAAGGAUGUCUCAACUGAAGCUUUAUAACCAAUUGUUUCAAAAUAAAUUGUCACAGGAACAGAAAGUGCAGUGAAAUCUUCUGAAUAGGGGCAUGGACAACAAAAUAAACACCCCAGGGUUAUUAACCCUUCCUUAUACUAUCCACUUAAGAGGAAACCUACAGAUCUUAUUCAUAACUUGGGGACUAUCUGUAUUUUUAAAAAUUCCAAAAAGCAAAGCUAGAUUUUGCCAUUUUACUAUGCCAUUUUAUGUAUAAGAUUUUAGCAUCCCCAGAUUUUGGUUUCCACAGGAGGUCCUGGAACCAAUCUGGAAUGUCAACCUACAUUUGACAAAAAUAGGUUAGGGAGAUGACAAACUUUGACGUUAUUGAGAGUUUUUAUAUUGAAAGGAAGAAGAUAGGCCAAGAUUCAUACAACUAUCUUCAAGCAAGGACAUUGUUCUCACAAUAUGGGGUUGUUAUUUUUUCCGGGUUGGGGGUGGAGUUGCUUCUUCUUUAUCUUGUAUAUUUUCCAAGAGCAGUGGAAGAGCAAUCGACUCCUUUCCUUAGCACCUUUCCACAAACCAACUGGUUACAAUCUUUCACAUGAAAUGGCUUUCAGCAGCAGAAUAUACCAUAUCAUCCCAAAUAGGACACAAAAUUACAGCACUUUAAAAUUUCAUUAGGAAUAUUGUAAUUCAACAUGAGAUUGCAAUUUCCUGAGUAGAUCAGUUGGGGCACAUUCUUUGGAACAAGACAGAUGUGCUUCCUGAUUAUCAGUUGUGAUUGGGAAAGAGAUAAUUGCCAACCUUGGCAUAAGAUGUAUUCUUUACUCCUUGGAGGGAAAAGAAUAUUGAGUCAGAAACUGAAUAACAUUGCAAUACUUCCGUAACAUUCUAAAAACUCUAAAAUAUCUCCCUAUAGCAUAGAGCUGUCUGAACCAGGUAUACGAGUUACAUUGACCAAUACACAUUUUGGUGUCUCAAAAGUUAGACCUAUUUCUGGGUAUAUUUGACUUCUUGAUUCUAGUUUUUGAGAUACAGAACAUACUAUAUACCAGUCUGCAUUUGAUCACCCAUCGAAAAUCAGGAUAACCAUAUCUAAGAAACUAGAACUGAUGCAGUUUAUCCAAUGCAAUUUUUUGAAUCAGCUGCCCAAAUAACCCCAGGAACAGGUCUAAAAACCAAGGCACCAAGAUUUUAUUUUGUCGGGCUGUGUCACUUAUGUUAAAUUCUUUUAAAUUGUCUUAAACCAAACCUUAAGAACUACAUAUUCAUGGAAGAUGCUUUUGUGUGGAUAUGCGAAAGAACAGAUAAUAGCAAACCAUAUUGAAAUGAAUGAUUUCUGGCUCAAGAAUGCUAUAGAGCAGUGGUUUUCAACUUGUGGGUCCCCAGAUGUUUUGGCCUUCAACUCCUAGAAAUCCUAACAGCUGAUAAACUGGCUGGGAUUUCUGGGAGUUAUAGGCCAAAACACAGGCGGACUCACAGGUUGAAAACCACUGCUAGAGAGUCAUGCUGAAGAACCUAGAAAAUGCGUAGAGAUUACACAUAUACACACAAUACUUUUUCAGUAGAUAAACGAAACAAGAAGUACUGGAUACAGAGAGCAUUUAAAAAUCAUAUUGGUUAUUUCUGUGAUGUCUCUAGACUUAGUAGCAUAUUUCGCAUGUUAUGGUGUGUCUCAAGAGACAUGCAAGCAAGCACCACGAAUUGAUUCUCCGUAAUUUGUCAUAAAAUGAAAGCACAGUAAGAUAGCCCAGUAAGAGGAGAAAUGCAUUUUAUACCUUAUGAAUUAUCAUAUAGCACUGAAAUAUCACUUAGCAAACUGUAAGCAAUAUAUAACAUCCUUUGAGUCAUAUUAAUAAUGUUUCUGUGUAGUUGUUUCCUGAAUACAAAAUAUUGCUUUUGGUGCAAAACAUGUGAAAAAUUUGCACAGAAUAAAUUCUUAACUGUAAA
Anolis carolinensis (green anole) is the source of this 5245-nucleotide messenger RNA. It is a transcript of the gene ttll8, whose product is annotated as tubulin tyrosine ligase like 8. Gene Ontology annotation, molecular function: protein-glycine ligase activity, initiating. The record is from RefSeq and is a predicted model, not a curated record. The transcript has 15 exons. Gene Ontology annotation, biological process: cilium assembly; cilium movement; protein polyglycylation. Bases 160 to 2706 code for a protein of 848 amino acids. Gene Ontology annotation, cellular component: axoneme; microtubule cytoskeleton. NCBI's taxonomy places the organism in Eukaryota, Metazoa, Chordata, Lepidosauria, Squamata, Anolidae.